UGAUUUUUAUUUAUUUAAACAUUUAUAUAAUAACUAUUUAUUUUGUGCAAACAUAAAAUAUAUCAUAAUGGGUGAAGAGGUAAUAUUAAAAAAACUGUUUCUCCAAACGCAACAAAGUGUUCAGAAUGCAUUCAAUGAAAACAGAUUGCAAAAUGAAGACGGAUGCUUUUUUGAAAAAUUUGGAUCACUCUUGGGACAAAAUUUCCCAAAAGAAAACAAUGAUUUAAUGUCAAAUCUUUCUUUCGAAGUCAAAGAAGAUGAAAAUAAUUUAGCAGAAUCAGCAAUUUCGAAUGCUGAUUUGUAUAUCGAUUACGACUUAAAACUUCAAAGUUCCGAAGAUGGAUCCUUAUCGUCAGAACAAACGGAUGAACUCGUAACAGAAGCUUGUGGCAUGAACAUUGAUGAUCUCUACGAAGAAAUAUUAUAUGAAAUUACUAAUAAUGUUGGUUGUGAAUCGGAAAGUGUAUGCACUGAAACACUGCUUGAAUUUGCCCAACAGGUAUUUAGAAUUCCUGAUGAAAAACAUGAAGAGAUUCUAACAGCCUCAAAGAACAAAGAACCUCCAAAAAUACGAUUAAAUAUAGAAAUAAUAAAAGCAGAAAACUUGAUACCGAAAGACUCUAAUGGUUUAUCAGAUCCAUUCGUAACGCUAUUUCUAGAGUCCAAUUCUACUCAUCGGUACAACUCAUCAGUAAAACCCGAUACUUUGAAUCCAAUAUGGGAAGAACAUUUCUCAUUGCCCAUCACAGAAAAUCCGCGAGAAGAAAAAUUAAUUGUAGAAGUUUGGGAUUUUGAUGCGGCUGAAAGCGUUAAAGAAAAAGUGAAUAAAAUUUUUGAGGUAAAAGGUGUACGAGGCUUACGAAAAUUGGUUAAAGAAAUAGCAUUAACAGCUUCUACUGGAAGGCACGAUAAUGAAUUAAUUGGAAGAACUACUAUAACAUUAAAAUCUGUUCCAAUUUCUGGUUCAACAGUCUGGUUUAAUUUAGAAAAAGGAUCAAAAGCAAAAAAUCGUGGAUCAAUAUUAAUCAGCCUUUCAUUAAGUGCAGAAAAGAACAAAUAUGUUGCAAUACAAGAGCACAGGCAUUUACUUAAGCUUUUAUUUAUCCAUGAACUGGAAUCAUUGAAAACAACUAAAUUCUGCUGGGAUGGAAAAUUUAACCCUAAUUCUGAGUUAAUUCGAACUCAACAUUCUGUUCAAAGCGGUCUUAGCAAUUUCGAAUGCAGCUUAAGUCAAUGGGUCGUUUAUACUUCUUUUUAUAAAGAGCAUCCAAUAAGUUUUAAAGUUUUAAACGAAUUACUAGAAGUAAUUACUCCGUUCUUAAUAUGUUUGCAACGGAACUCGGAAGAAGUUAAGCAAUUUCGAGGUGGAUUAAAACAGAUUUUGCCUUCUUGUUUUUCCGUUCUACGUAAAUUGCGUACAAGAAAUGACCAGCAAGCAAUUACCACACUUGUUGAAGUGUUGAAUUUAAUAUCACAAAUAAAAGAAUUCGUCCUGCCAAUAGAUACUAGUUUAUUUCCUCAAAACGAAUAUACUUGGAUUCCUGAGAAUACUGAUAUUGAGGAAUAUGAUAUUAAUGAUAUUGCUACUUUUGCAAUUAAUAGUGGAACUAACGAUUGGCUUGAGUACAUUGUUGAGGGGAGUAAACCCAAGAGUGAUGAUGAAUGUGAUGAAAGUAUAUUACUAUAUUUAAUAAAAUUAAUACAAAUGAUAAGAUCUGAUUUACAAAAAGCUAUGGAAUAUUUCGAUAAACAUUUUUAUCACAAACUACAUAUAAAUUAUUCUACAGUGUUAUUUAAAUUUUACGAUAAGAAACUAACAGAAAUAAUCGAACCUAUUAUUGUAAAAAUAUCUGCAAAUAUGGAACGAUUGAAUGUACCUGAUGACCGGUUCGAGUAUUUACCAAACAUUGAUAAUGUUAAUAUGGGCACAACUCUUUUUGAACUUUAUAUUGUACUUAAACGCUUCUUAACAUUAGGCAAAUCAUUAUUACCAAAUGAACAACUUGAUAUAGAAAAUUUUUACACAUGGUUCAUUCCUGGAGUAACACAUUGGCUAGAUAUAUCCAUAUUGAAAGCCCUAAAUCGUAUUGACAAAGCAAUUGAACUUGAUCGACUGAAGGCAGUUGAUGAGACUGUGAAAUAUAGUUCCUCUGCUGUAGAUACGUUAGCGAUAUUCUAUCAAAUCAAGAUUUUUUGGCAACAGCUUGAUUGGCCUGAUGUUGAAGGUGCGUACACAUUUGUAGCAAAAAUUGUUGAUGAUAUUUGCAGGUGCUGUGUAUUUUAUGCUCAAAGAAUGUCAAAACGUGUGGAAUACUUAACUAAAGAUAAUACUGAAUUAUUUAUUGUGUCCACUGAAUGGUGUUUUGCAAUAAAUAACAUUGAUUACAUUUGUCAAAGUUUACCAGCAUUUAUACUAGAAUUGGGAGCUAAUAAAGUUAUUGAACAACUGGGAGAAAUUCGAACGCACUUAGAAUCCGAACGUUGUAAAGCCACAAUUCAAAAUGUCAUUGAUAACGCUUUGGACACUGAAAGAAAUCAAAUUCAAGAAUUAAUUGCUGUUGUUGCUAGGAAAAUGGCCCCUUCAAUUAAAAGAUUUUUAGCUGAAGGUUCAGAAGUUCUUUACAAGGACUCAAACUCAAUGGAAAAAUUGAUGAAUUAUAUGGAAAAUUCGUUAAGCACUCUGUACAAUAUUUUGAACGAGGUUAAUUUUGGUAGAAUGUUGGAUUGUAUUUGGGCAGAAUUAUCCAUUAUAAUGUACGAUUUAAUUCAAUCUAAUUUAGACAAACGCCGUCCACCUGCAUUUUUUCAAAACCUGAAACACACUCUUCAAGUGAUGGUAAAAUGUUUUAAAAUGGAAAAUUUUGAAACAUCUGAUGUUGAAGUGUUAAUUGAAAUUGAAAAACUCCUAAAUUUGCACGGAUUUGAAACUGCAGAAUUAAUUCAUCAGUAUUAUUUAGAACGAAUGGAAUAUCAAAAGGAGAUUAAGAAUUCUAAAUUUGGUCAAUUGGCGAUAAAGGCAUAUUUUACAGAAAAUAGUUUAAAACUUAAUAUAUUAAACGGAAGAAGUUUAGUACCAAUGGAUUCUAAUGGAUCAUGCGAUUCCUUUGUAAAGGUGCAUUUCUUACCUACAAAUAAGUUUAUUGGUGUAUCUGCACUUAAAACUGCUGUUAAAAGCAAAUCAUGUUUUCCCCUAUAUGACGAGCACUUUUCAAUAAAUUUAACGGAAGAACAGCAAAAUAACCAAGACAGUCUUAUCUUAUUUAGCAUCAAGGAUAAGGAUUUGUUUGGUAUGACAAACCAGUACAUUGGUGAAUGUUACAUCACAUUUGCAGAUAUUGUGACUUCAGAACAAGAACAAAUUCAUAUGGAACUAUCCAGACCUGAAUUAACAAAAUCCGAUGUUGUAAGAGCGCUGGAGUUCAGACAAGGAGACAAACAAGCGAAGGAUUUUUUAAAAAAAUUAAAAAAUAAAUCGUAUUCUUAGCAUCGAAUAUUUUAUAAAAUUAUGUCAGCAAAAA
Molecule: messenger RNA, 3518 nt
Organism: Teleopsis dalmanni
Lineage: Eukaryota; Metazoa; Arthropoda; Insecta; Diptera; Diopsidae
Gene: stac
Product: protein unc-13 homolog 4B
Exons: 14
Coding region: 68-3484 (1138 amino acids)
Source: RefSeq, a predicted model, not a curated record